Messenger RNA from Hippocampus comes (tiger tail seahorse), 3352 nucleotides. RefSeq names its product lectin, mannose-binding 2-like a (gene lman2la). Gene Ontology annotation, cellular component: Golgi membrane; COPII-coated ER to Golgi transport vesicle; endoplasmic reticulum membrane. The record is from RefSeq and is a predicted model, not a curated record. Bases 42 to 1139 code for a protein of 365 amino acids. Gene Ontology annotation, molecular function: D-mannose binding. Gene Ontology annotation, biological process: endoplasmic reticulum to Golgi vesicle-mediated transport. The transcript has 9 exons. Lineage: Eukaryota; Metazoa; Chordata; Actinopteri; Syngnathiformes; Syngnathidae.
AAGACACUGGCUUUUCAUGAGGAGGUGACGUUUGACUCACGAUGGCCGCCAUCAGUUGCAGAAGGCACAGGCGGGACUCCAAAUCAAUACACAUGUUAUUUUCUCCGCAAAAGAUGACGCCUUUUACGAUUUUAUGUUCUUUUAUUCUUUUACUUUUUACCGUAGGCCAGUGUUUCGCUGACGACGAUCACGAAAUGGAAGAGUUCUUGAAGCGGGAAUAUUCCCUCACCAAACCCUAUCAAGCCGUGGGGCCUUUAAGCUCCUCCCACUGGGAACUGAUGGGCGAUGCCAUGGUAACCACGGAGCAGGUGCGACUCACACCUGACAUGCAGAGCAGACAGGGGGCGGUAUGGAGCCGACUGCCUUGUCAUCUGAACGACUGGGAGAUGCAGGUGCACUUCAAGAUUCACGGGAAAGGAAAGAAGAAUCUCAAUGGUGACGGCUUGGCUAUUUGGUACACGAAGGAACGCAUGCAGAAAGGUCCUGUAUUUGGGAACAAGGACAACUUCACUGGUUUGGGAGUUUUUGUGGACACGUAUCCCAAUGAGGAGAAACAGAUAGAGGCACAAAAGAAGAGAUAUACUCCAAGCACGCAGAGGAUCUUCCCUUUCGUUCUCGCCAUGGUGGGCAACGGCACCAUCAGCUACGACCACGAGCGCGACGGCCGGCCCACCGAGCUCGGGGGUUGCAACGCCAUGGUGCGCAACCUGAAGCACGACACCUUCCUCUUCAUCCGAUACGUCCGGCGCCGGCUGACGGUGAUGAUUGACAUUGAUGGACAACACGAAUGGAGGGACUGCCUGGAUCUGCCUGGCGUGCGGCUGCCCAAGGGCUUUUAUUUUGGCGCCACCGCAAUUACAGGAGACCUUUCAGACAACCACGACAUCAUCUCAUUGAAACUCUACCAACUGACGGUGCUGCGGAGCAAACAGGAAGAGGAAGACCAGGAGGAGGAAAUCACAAUUCCCAGCGUGGAUAACAUGGAGCUGCUUAGAUUGGGUCAAACUGAGGAAGGAAUGAGCGGAUUAGCUAUUUUCUUCACGGUACUCUUCUCCAUGCUGGGCUGCAUCUUCCUGGUUGUCGUCGGCCUGCUGCUCUACGGCCACUGGAACGAGAACCGGCGCAAGCGAUUCUACUGAGGAAAGGUGGAUUGGGGUUUGCGCUUGGGGAGGGAAUUUAACUGCACUGAGUCCACACUGCAGCUGACAGAUGUUGGUCUGUUUUGAGAAAGACGCUUCACGGAGCAGGAUCCUGACGCCGGACUUGAUGCUCAACCUCUUCUGAGCAACCAUUUUUGAUUUUUACAAGUCUUUUACCGUUGAUUGGGAUCCUCAAACUUUUUGGGUGGGGAGAAUUGUUUUCUAGGAUCACAACCAUAUGCAUCCUCAAAUGCCAGAAAGAUUCAAAGUUGUUGUUUACAGGAAGAAAGAAGUUAUGCUUUGAGAAUAAAGUUGUAUUUUUUCACAAAAAAAAAAAAUCUUGACCAGAACAAAAUAAGUACUUGUAGAGAUACAAAUAAUCUGACUAAAGUAAAAUUGCGAUAUGAUAUUAAAGGGUCAAUAUUUUGGAUGCCUUUGGUGUCCUCAUCAGAAUCAGUCAGUCAUCAUGAAAACAUAGUAAAUAGCAAAACUCGGAGGUCUUUUUUAAAUUAACGUCACCAAACAUUUGCAUGCACAACCAGUCCAACGAUAAGUCGCUCACAAUGUGUCCGUCCUUCGUUUUAUUCAGUUAAUUUUUGUUUGUUUUUGCAUGCACGUGAUAUUGACAAGUCCCACUCUGCUAAAAAUGCUGUGUAAAUAUUCCCCACAGCAACAUAUCUAUCAAAAUGUGUUUCAUUUUGAUGAGAUAUAUUAUGUUUUCAUUUUUGUGCAACAGUAUAGUCAGGUUGGUAAAUGAAUCAUGUUGCGAAGUGAAGGUCCAACAUUAUCACGUAACUCGCUAACAGCUCAAAAUGUCCGCUAUCGUCCACCAUGUCAACACGCUUACUUAUUUUGCCGUUUGCAUAUGCAUUGUCUGCCUGUAGUUAAUUUAUUAUUUUUUUUUAAUUGAAAGGCGCUUUAAGAUGAUACAUUGACUCUAAAAUUGUGUGUUUAGUGGGAUUAUUGUUACUUUAUGUUCAAUGUGCUGUAAAGUGAUUUGUUGGCGCUGUUGUGAAGGCGCGAUAUCAAUAAAGAUUUACAGUAAAGUCAUUUUAACCUAAUCGGAAAAAAAUACAACUUUAUCGAUAUAUUGCGCCUUCUCUUUUGUAGAAAAGCAAUUUUCUCCAAAAAUUGUACUUUGUUCUUGAAAAUAUACUCCUUGAUUUCUUCAUUGUUAUUCAUGCAGGGUUACCAAAUUUAUCCGAGCUUUUACUUGGCCGAGAGCUAACGUAGGGAGGAGUAAUUGGUUACGUUCGUUUUCAUGGCCGCUGGGUCCGUGUGAAGGUAUACCCCUUUUAAAAGAUACAAUAAUUUUUUUUGCAACUCACCACGACUCCCAGUUGCGUAUCCCCGGAGUGAUGUGUUGAUUUGUCCUCUGUUCGUCUUUCUUGAACACCUGUUACUGCUUGGGUUGAAGAUGUGACUUGGCGUUUCGGAGCAGUGUAUCCAGUCAGUGGCUGCAACAUUCGGCGCAAUAUCAGGUUCUGUGCACACUUGGCAAAACAAACAAAAAAAAAAGCUGCUUGCUGAGCUGUUCAUGAAUGAAAAAAAAACUAAAGACUCCCCGCAACACAGAAAUGUUUCAGACAUCCGACAGUCGGGCCUUUGCUAACCUUGCUAACUGAUCGGAAAUGCUCAAAUCCGGCCCGACUUUCGUCGCAGGUGAGAUCCAACACUAAAGUUCCAUCCAAGAGUAUUUAGUUGAGAACCUCUAAAGUGGAACACCCCGAAAGCGGUCCAAAAUUUCCGUUCAAUAUCUGAAAAAUAAGACCAAAUUUGUCUUGGGAGAGUAUGAAUUUAAUUUGACCGCUUUUAAAUUCUUGCAGAACAGUACCUCCAAAAGGCAACUGAAUCACUCUACUCCAAGUAUCGCGAGAGUUCCUUCUACUCGACACCUUGCUGCUCCAUCUCUUUUCUUUUUUUUAUUAGCGUCCAUCAUUUCAACCCUGACUGUGCACUGAAACUUUUUGUUUUGUGUAACGCUGUUCACACCACAAGCUUUGUUGUGAGCGGUGAGUUGCUGAAAGGCAGACGACCAUCUUGAACAACCUUGUAAAUUAUGAAAAGGACACUUUCUUUUUCUGUUAUUUAUGACUCCUCAUUUAUUAACUUUUCCCUCCAAAUGUUUCCAAUCGGUGACCCGUUUUCAUACUUGAUUAAAUCAAACAGUAAGAAGUCCUUUGCCUCAUUAAAGACCAAACUUUUGACAGUGA